UGGUUAUAGACUCCCACGUAGUUCAAGUUCAUUUUGUUUAAUUCUUCCUGCGGUGUGAUUGUAUAAUGGAAGAGAAAGAAUCAAUAUGCAAGUAUGAAGAUACUGUGGUGCAAGAAAGUGCUGAUGGAUUUACAGUCACCGUGGUUGAUAAAAAGAAACCACAAAAAAUAAUAAAAGAAAAUGAAGCAGAAGAUAAACCGCAGGUUAAACUGUAUAAAAGGCGUUUUCUUAUUUUGGGAAUAUUUUGCAUAUACUCAAUGUCAAGUGCUUUUCAGUGGAUGGAGUAUGCAAUAAUUUCUAACAUUAUUGUAAAGUACUAUAAAGGCACAAGUAUGCUUGCUGUACAAUGGACAUCGAUGAUAUAUAUGCUUUCAUAUAUCCCCUUAAUGUUUGUCGCCACUUGGAUGUUGGAUAAAUGGGGUUUAAGAAAGAUCCUAUUGGUUGGUUCUGCUCUCAAUGCAAUCGGUUCCUUAAUUAAGAUCGGAAGUGUCAAUCCAAAUCUGUUUGCAGUAUCAUUUUUCGGACAAACAAUUGCGGCAUGUGCACAAUCUUUUAUUCUUGAAAUUCCACCGAAAAUUGCCUCCGUCUAUUUCGGUCCCACAGAAGUUUCUACAGCUACCUCUAUGGGGGUGUUUGGAAAUCAGCUUGGAGUUGCUUUGGGGUUUGUUCUUCCACCUUUAAUGGUCCCACUUGGUACAGAUGAUGAAAUAGCAUCAGGACUUCGAAUAAUGUUCAUUUCUUCCGCAGCUGUUUGUACUCUUGUUGUUCUACUAAUAUUUAUAGUGAUAAAAGAUGAGCCACCACUUCCACCAAGUAAAGCUCGUGCUAUAUCAAUAGCAGCAGAAUCAUCCAACCAAGCCACUCAUGCAACGUCGCUUAAUAACUAUAAGCGUUCCAUUAAAGUUUUGAUGAAAGAUAUACCGUUUCUGGUUUUAUUAAUUUCUUAUGGUAUUAAUACUGGCACCUACUACGCCAUUGGAACAUUACUGAAUCAAAUCAUUGAAGAGUACCAUGAAAAUGCUGAAAAACAAAUCGGUGAAAUUGGCUUGACCAUGGUGGUUGCUGGUUUGGGUGGAUCAGUUAUUUGUGGACUUUUUCUAGAUAAAACUAAAUUGUACAAGUCAACAACUGUUGGAAUAUAUGUGCUAUCAUUGGCGUUUAUGUGUGUAUUCUCAUUCACACUAAGCCUUGGUCUUCUUUGGUUGGAUUACCUCACAAUAGGCCUUCUUGGCUUCUUCAUGACGGGUUACUUGCCCAUUGGUUUUGAGUUUGCUGCAGAAAUUACUUUUCCAGAAUCUGAAGCCACUUCCUCUGGAUUGCUGAAUGUCUCAGCCCAGAUAUUUGGAAUCGUGUUAACUCUGAGCUCGGGGCAGCUUUUAGAUCAUUUUGAUGCAGGUGCUGCAACCAAGUUCAUGUCAGCAGCACUGUUGGUGGGAACUAUACUAACAGUUCUUAUAAAGUCGGAUCUGAAAAGACAAAACGCUAAUUACCAGAUACCAAGCGGAAAAGAAGAUAUCGAGCUUACUAGCAAACCGAUUCUUAAUGCCAAUUGUAAUAGUAACAAUAAUACCGACCAAAAUGCGUCUGAUGACACCAAACUUAUCCGUUUAACCUCAGUCUCAUCAUGUUACAGCACUGGAUUGGAAUAAUGUAACUUUACGUGACAGUUAAUAAUUGUUGUGCUAAUUUUUACGAUUUAAUAGUUAUUUCUUUAUCUUAACAUUACGCUACCUUGUUAUUAGUUAUUGAUUAGGUUUUGUUGUCGUGUAUAUUAUAUACAUCAUCAAUGUACUUAUACCGUGUGCUUGUGUAUAUAGGUUUACAAACCAUUGGUGUUAACCUGGACGGUUUAUUUCCAGGUAUGCUUGCUUAGCUAAUAUUAUGUGUGCAUUAUGAGACAUUAUCGGGAAUUGAGUGUUUGCAUGAGAUAUUUAUAGAUAAACGCUCCAAAAACCAACAACGCUUCAAAAAUAGCCUCUGAUGUUUACCACUACUCGCGUGGUAAACAUCAGAGGCUAAACAUUUGGGCACGACCAAUAUAUCGUAUGUUCGUAUCUAAAUGCAUUUCAUAUGCAGUCAUCAAUUUAUUCACUCGCGUUGUUGGUUUGAUUGUUGUGAAUAAAUUAUAUAUUACAGACAAAUAAAAGCCACACGGGAA
Ciona intestinalis (vase tunicate) is the source of this 2158-nucleotide messenger RNA. RefSeq names its product choline/ethanolamine transporter flvcr2a. Gene Ontology annotation, cellular component: membrane. Gene Ontology annotation, biological process: heme export; transmembrane transport. Lineage: Eukaryota; Metazoa; Chordata; Ascidiacea; Phlebobranchia; Cionidae. The record is from RefSeq and is a predicted model, not a curated record. Gene Ontology annotation, molecular function: heme transmembrane transporter activity; heme binding.